This is a messenger RNA of Lodderomyces pseudojiufengensis, 777 nucleotides long. RefSeq names its product hydroxyacylglutathione hydrolase (gene GLO2). The transcript has a single exon. The coding region runs from base 1 to 777 and encodes 258 amino acids. NCBI's taxonomy places the organism in Eukaryota, Fungi, Ascomycota, Pichiomycetes, Serinales, Debaryomycetaceae. Gene Ontology annotation, molecular function: hydroxyacylglutathione hydrolase activity. The record is from RefSeq and is a predicted model, not a curated record.
AUGCAAAUCGAAGCAAUACCUAUGAGAUGGGGCCAUGGAGAUAAUUAUUCUUAUCUUAUAAUUGACGAUCAUUCCAGAAAUGCUUGGUUGAUUGAUCCAGCUCAACCAAAUGAAGUAUUAGCUUACAUCAAAGAUCAUAACCUCAAUAAUAAAUUUGAUUUAAAAGCAAUUGUAAAUACUCAUCAUCAUUAUGAUCAUUCAGAUGGUAAUAAAGAAUUCCAUAAGAAAUAUCCUGAUCUACCUAUUAUAGCUGGAAAAGAUUCCCCAUUGGUGACAUAUACUCCUCAACAUGAAGAAGUAAUUGAUUUGGGUGAUGAUUUAUCAAUAACCGCAUUACAUACUCCAUGUCAUACUCAAGAUUCAAUAUGUUAUUUUGUUCAAGAUGGUAAAACUGGUCAAAAGGCAGUAUUUACAGGUGAUACUUUAUUCAUAAGUGGUUGUGGUAGGUUUUUUGAAGGUACUGGGGCAGAAAUGAAUCAUUCAUUAAAUAGCAUAUUAGCAAAGUUACCAAAAGAUACAAAAGUUUAUCCUGGUCAUGAAUAUACUAAAUCAAAUGUGAAAUUUUCAAAAACUAUUAUAAAUAAUGAAGCUAUAAAGAAUCUAGAAAAACUUUGUGAUCAAAAUGAAUAUACCACAGGUAAAUCUACUAUUGGUGAUGAAUUGAAAUACAAUCCUUUCAUGAUGUUAAACGAUUCUCAGGUAAUUAAUAAGGUAGGUGGAUUGAAAAAUCCUGAUGAUGUUAUGGAUGAAUUGCGUGAUAUGAAAAAUAAUUCUUGA